GAGUUGGUGUGUGAUAUGAAAUCGAGACAUUCGGAUAUUUCCGUUAAAAGACGCCACGAUUGCCUCGUUCUCGUGCAACGCCGGCUACCACGUGACAGUGAAGAGAUUAUCUUUACAACUAUCAUGGCUUCCGAGCAAGUUGAAGAGCGAGAGGAAAACCGGCAGAGUCCAGACCCUGAGUCAGGUGAAGAGAAUUCUGAAUCGUGUGACACUGUUUCUCCUGAUGCCCUUAUCAAGCACCCAUUGCAAUUCAAAUGGGCUUUAUGGUUUUACAAAAAUGAUAAAACUAAAAAUUGGGUUUCCAACUUGAAAUUAGUGACAACAUUUGAUACUGUUGAAGACUUCUGGUCGUUAUAUAACCAUGUUCAGAGAGCUAGCAAGAUCCCAUAUGGCUGUGAUUAUUCUAUGUUCAAGGACGGAAUCCAGCCAAUGUGGGAAGAUGAGCAGAACCAACGAGGUGGUAGAUGGGUUAUUAAUCUUAACAGGCAACAGAGACCUUCAGAAUUGGAUCAUUUAUGGCAGGAAACGUUACUGUGUCUGAUUGGUGAGGCUUUUGAUGAAAUGAGCUACAUUGUAUGUGGGGCUGUUGUUAGUGUCCGUGCCAAAGGUAACAAAUUGGGGCUGUGGACAAGAGAUGCAGGCAAUGGUGAUGCAAAUAUUAAAAUUGGACAGAAAUUGAAAGAGAGACUUCAUAUACCACAAAAAAUUUCUAUAGGAUACCAGGUGCAUGAAGACACAUCGAAAAAAUCUGGAUCUACAGCUCGUGACCGUUACACUUUAUAGAAAACCAUUGGUGUGUCACAAGUUCUGGUGGCCAGGAUUGGGACACACACAGCCCUAUACACACACACACACAUUCACACCAGUCUUGCAACACUGGUGUUGCUUGGUGUGAAAUGAAUUCUUUGACAAGAAAAUGAAGGGAGUUUUCUUCCCUUUACCUGACCCCCACUCCCAAUUAAAAAAAUACAAAACAAAAAACACACUUUUUUUUUUAAGGAAAAGUUAUUGGCUUUAAACUAUGAAAGGUUUGAUGAAUGAAAGUUGAUGUCAGAUCUGAUUUUGCAGUGUAAGAAAAGAAAGCUACUUGAUUCAGCAUACAUACACUUCAACAACCUACAAGAAGUACUGUUAAACAUUCGCCAUUGUUGGCCUGAAAAGGAUUUAAUGCCUGCUUUCUUUGAUAAUAAAUGGAAGCAAAAAAACUAUUUUGUUGACUCUUAUUCCAUUUUUGAUACAGCAUGCCCCUUUCUAUAAAACAAAUGUAAUUUGAUCCAUGCAUUGGCUUUCCUUUAGCAAUUAUCUGGAGAGAUGAUACAAUGAAGGCUGCUGGUAUCUUGUAUUUUUUUUUUUUUUUUUUUUUUUUGGUAAUAUUUUCAGUUAAAAAAGAAAUGUCUGUAAUUGGUCACAACUGACUUAGCCCAUAAUAAAUAACGGAAUAUAAUGUGGGGGACAUUUACUGUGUUCAGCUUUGAUAAGUCUGAUUAAUAUGGACUCAAUUGAAACGGCUUGUUGAUCACUUGCCAAAUAGUUUACACAAGAACAAUGUCCUCAGGAGAUCUGAGUAAAUAAUUACACUAGCAUUGUUUCUUUUCCUCUUUGUGUGUGUUGGUCAGAGACGAUUCCUUUUUCUCUUUAUAUUUUGAAAUGGUCUGUUUGUAAAAGUAUACACGAGGAUCAGCACUGUUUACAUGUGGUGAGGUGGCAUUGUGAUCUCUUUCUGAGGCAUCAUGGUCAUAGAAAAGAUACUUAUGUCCAUGCUGCAGCAGUCAUUUAUGAGAUUAUCUGGAUUCUGAUGUUCCCAUGCCAUAUUUAUCUAGUUGUUGGGACAAUACAUGAAUAAAAUACUUUAUCUUUAA
This is a messenger RNA of Octopus bimaculoides (California two-spot octopus), 1859 nucleotides long. RefSeq names its product eukaryotic translation initiation factor 4E. Gene Ontology annotation, cellular component: eukaryotic translation initiation factor 4F complex; cytoplasm. The record is from RefSeq and is a predicted model, not a curated record. Lineage: Eukaryota; Metazoa; Mollusca; Cephalopoda; Octopoda; Octopodidae. Gene Ontology annotation, biological process: translational initiation. Gene Ontology annotation, molecular function: translation initiation factor activity; RNA 7-methylguanosine cap binding.